This is a messenger RNA of Dibothriocephalus latus, 978 nucleotides long. The record is from the annotation of a GenBank genome assembly. Lineage: Eukaryota; Metazoa; Platyhelminthes; Cestoda; Diphyllobothriidea; Diphyllobothriidae.
AUGGUUGACGAGGUACUGCCCGCUGGAUCACUGACCCGUCAGAAUCCCGUUCAGUUGAUGCCAAGUAGUGCAGAGGCUAUCUUUAAGGUCAAAGCAAACUUUUUAGUAAAGACCGUACAACCGUCUCUGGUGUUGGAGGGACAUCUCGAGGGUGCGGCUUUGGUCAGCCAGACUAACGAUUUGGUUUUGCGGGCGGAGUGUGAGGAUGCUGGUGGCGGUCAGGCGGCCUGCAGUGGUCCAAUGAGCUGGCACCUUUCUGGAAUCUACCCCAGCGGCAAAGUAGUGCCACUAACGCCCUCAAAGCAAAAGAGCACAAUCGAAGAAUUGCAUUCAAAGGACCUUAUAUUGCCGUCAAGCUUUCUCGGUGCACUGCCCAAUAGGAUCCUUCUGAACGUGUGCUUUCGCGUUAAUAUCAGCAGCCAGGAUACCGCCGACGCCUGCAGGCGUUUUGCCUUCAGCUCGCCGCCAGAAAUCAUCAAUUGCGCCACCAAUGCCUCGAACCAAGUUAAACUUUUUGAGGUUAUCUGGGUGAAAUGCAGGAUCCUGAUGCGCGAGGGAAAUGAUGCAACCGAGUUCAGGGUUGAUGCUCUCCAAGGUCAGUCUCGCGUAACCCUGGCAACGGCCUAUACUCCGACCCUAUUUGUGACACUACCCUUCUUCAAGGCAGCGCAAGAUAUCUGCUUUCGCGUUAUCGACCGCUUUCACGCCUUUGCGGAAGAGUGCGUUGCCACCGUUCAGGUCAUUUUGCCGCCAACCAAUCAAAUUUACGCCAAGCUGCAGGCCUUGAUGAACGCGACGGAUAACCCCCUUGAGGAGACCCUGAGAACUAGGGACCACAAAGAACUAGCCAACGUGAUUUCUUCCCUGGCCUCGGUUCAGGCAGCACUGAGCUACGGGGACUUCGAAGGUGAGUCAGCCAAGGCCUUCAUUCGCGAACUCUAUAACAUAUUGAAAUAUCCGCUCCGCCCGCACUGUUAA